AUUUAUCAUGUGAUGAAAACAUUUUUGCUUCAAUUAAUAGAUGCCUACAAUUAUGGAUUUCAUCUAAAGAGGAUAAAAACUUGGCUGCGCUCCACUAUGUUACAAGAGCGAUUAGUGGGGUUAGCUCUUUUGUAUAUGCAUAGUGACAUUAAAAUAGACGUGAAUACAAUCUUAGAUCGGUUCGCCAGCAAAAAUAAUAGGCGCCUUGAUUUGUUAAUAUGAUAACACCUGAACUUUGC
This is a messenger RNA of Acanthoscelides obtectus, 239 nucleotides long. The record is from the annotation of a GenBank genome assembly. NCBI's taxonomy places the organism in Eukaryota, Metazoa, Arthropoda, Insecta, Coleoptera, Chrysomelidae.